UUUCUCCUUCCCUUUUAAGCUGGCCGAUAACAUUGAUUAAUGAUCAUAUUAUUAUUGCAUUCCCAUUUUGCUUCUGUUGAGAGUCAAUGUUCAAGUUUCCAGCUUGGGAUACCAUCUCAACAGAGUCUAAGCUCAUGAGUCACCAUCCAAAACCUUUGACUUCGCCGUUCCUCUUCUGGAAAUUUCGUAUUCGAAUGUCAGACAAAUGAUACCCAUUACAAGGGAUGUAUGGCAUUUAAUGUAUGCCUUUUAAGAUCGAAACGCUACGAUUACUGUCAUCACGGGCUUGGGAAAUUUCCCAACGGAUUUCUUUUGACAAGAUAGACGUGAUAUAAAGUAUUGCUCGACCUCACCUGGGAUUCCAUAUCUUCCAAACCAUUUCAUUACCCUCACUCCCGUAUUUACUUGCGAACAGUUAUCCCAAAAUGUCAGAGACUACCUCCCAACUCAAAACCUAUCAUGGCAAUUGCCAUUGCGGUGCUUUUAAAUUUAUAAUCAAAAUGCCUGAGAUAACUACUGUUACCCAAUGCAACUGCAGUAUCUGCUUCAAAAAGGGAUAUCGAUGGGUAUUUCCUGGCGAGGGCUGUUUAAAGAUCACCAAGGGCGAGGGGACUCUGAAAGAAUAUCAUUUCGGACAGCGUACAAUGGUUCAUAGGGUAAUUCACCAUCACUAUACUCGCGAACUAUGCUCAUCGACCUAGUUUUGUCCAACAUGUGGAACGGGUGUACAAGGUUUCCGCUACAAUACUCCGGCGGGAAGGGAUAUUGGUAUCAAUGUGAGUUGGGAUAAUAAUACACACUUCAUGGAGGUUCAUGGCUGAUUAUCACGUUUAGGUCAAUGCUCUCCAAGAUAUUGACCAAUGGUCCUUAACAGUUAAUAAGUGAGUAGAGCCCAACCAUUUGUUUCAGUCUGUAGAAAGUUCUAACAUUGAACAUUGAGACAUGAUGGCCUUAGUCGUGAACCGCAAUACGUUCCUCCAAAAUACACUGGAGAAUUACCAACAGCUAAGUUCGAAAACGAGAAGCUGUAUACCGGUGGUUGUCACUGUGGUGCCGUUACCAUCGCAUUCAAGACUCAAGCUCCUCUCACAAAGGGACAUGAAUUUAUUCAGGAGUGCAAUUGUAGUAUCUGUUGUCGAGUAAGUGUGGUCUCGGGAUUUAACAUCAGCACAUUAGCACACUACUAAUAAAUAUAUAGCUUGGUCUUAUUAUUAGUUAUCUUAGAAAAGAUCAAGUGGCUAUUUCGGGCACAUCGAGUUUGACAAACUAUUCGUUUGGUCAGGGUUAUAACAUAUUCCGAUUUUGCGCAACCUGCGGAGUUACUGUCGACGCUGACAAGGACAUGAGUGCAGUGUCUAAAUCACCAAAAACUUGGGAAUCGUGGACACCAGCGCAACGGGAAAGGUGGUCAAAUAUCCAUCCGGUGAACUUAAGAUGCUUUGAAGGGAUCGAGUGGGGUGAUAUCAAUAUCUACAAGGCAGAUUCGAGAGCGACAGAUCCGCAAUAUGUUGUUCCGGAAUAAUAUCUGUCUCUUCAUUAGAAUGGGGAGGCGGGGAAACGCAACCGGCUGGAUUGAACGACGGUAGCGGAGUGGCAGAGCAUCUCCUGACAAUCAGAUGAUAUCGUAGUCCCGGGUUACGUCCUCGGUAUUUAUUUAUCAGAAAAUGGACUCAUUCACCACAUUUUCACCUCAGUGU
This is a messenger RNA of Sclerotinia trifoliorum, 1697 nucleotides long. NCBI's taxonomy places the organism in Eukaryota, Fungi, Ascomycota, Leotiomycetes, Helotiales, Sclerotiniaceae. The record is from the annotation of a GenBank genome assembly.